AACACCAAAAGCAGAGACCGGACACCGGAGGCAUCUCUCUCAUCACAUUCACAAGUCACAACAGUCCAUUUCAGCCUCUGCACUGUCACUCUGCGCCCUCUUUUCUCACUUCUCAGCCUCCCAAGGCACACGCACAGGGCCCCGGAGGAGAGCAAGGACAGCGGAGGAGAAGCUGCACGAACCAUGGCGAGAGUAGAAGCGGUGGUCAUCUGCCUCCUGGUCCUCGCCAUGGACGUCGCCGCCGGCGUGCUCGGAGUCCACGCGGAGAAGGCUCAGAACCAGGGCAGGAACCUGCGGAUCCUGUUCAUCGAGUGCCGGCAGCCGGUGCGGCGGGCCUACGAGCUCGGCAUAGCGGCGGCCGCGGUGCUGGCGGCGGCGCACGCCAUCGCCAACGUGGCCGGCGGCUGCGCGUGCGCCUGCUCCGGCGACAAGCUCCGCCGGGCGUCGCCCAACCGCCAGAUGGCGUCCUUCGCCUUGGUCCUCACCUGGAUGGUCCUCGUCGUCGCGCUCGCGCUGCUGGUGCUCGGCGCGCUGCCCAACGCGAAGCGGAAGCUGGCGGAGUGCGGGGUGGCGCGGCACCGCUUCCUCUCCAUCGGCGGCGUCCUCUGCUUCGUGCACGCGCUCUUCUGCGCCGUCUACUACGCCUCCGCUAGCGCCGCCGCGCGGGAGGAUCGCCGCGCCGGCGCCGCGCCGCACGCGUAGUGUGUCCCUCCAUGACGCUGUAUCGUGCUCUUGAUGAUGCUGUUGCGCAGAAGACACACUAUACGCCUGCUGUAUUGCUCAGCUAAUCCCAUAUCUUCUCCGCCGCGAGAUCACAUGGGAUGUAAAUUUGUUUGCCUGGUUUCUUGAACGAUCAUGCAUGGUUGUUGGUAUGCUCGCCGUACGUAUCAGUGAAAUCUUUCAGGAACUCGAUGGCACGAUGCUUCCACAGUGGUCUCUCGAUCAGCACAAUCGAGAAUGGGUCGAGUUGACACAACAUUCAUGAGAAGUUCAGCACCGUGUGACUUCUUUUUUUUCCGUCCGGGAUCGCCAUAGGUAUAAGGUUCUCAAAAUUUUUCAAGAUUAUAUUGUC
Messenger RNA from Sorghum bicolor (sorghum), 1072 nucleotides. RefSeq lists its product as uncharacterized. The coding region runs from base 184 to 702 and encodes 172 amino acids. The transcript has 3 exons. The record is from RefSeq and is a predicted model, not a curated record. NCBI's taxonomy places the organism in Eukaryota, Viridiplantae, Streptophyta, Magnoliopsida, Poales, Poaceae.